Zasmidium cellare ATCC 36951 is the source of this 1002-nucleotide messenger RNA. RefSeq lists its product as uncharacterized. Gene Ontology annotation, molecular function: oxidoreductase activity. NCBI's taxonomy places the organism in Eukaryota, Fungi, Ascomycota, Dothideomycetes, Mycosphaerellales, Mycosphaerellaceae. The record is from RefSeq and is a predicted model, not a curated record. Bases 1 to 1002 code for a protein of 333 amino acids. The transcript is spliced from 2 exons.
AUGGCUACUCAUUGUGUAGGCUUGAUCGGAGCUACAGGGGAGACAGGCGGCUCGAUAUUGCAGGGAUUGAUCCAAGAUGGCAGCUUUGAGAUCAUCGCACUCGCACGUCCGGAGUCGCUGUCGAAGCCAGCCAAUGUAGCUCUCAAAGACAAGGGUAUACAAGUUCGUGCUCUGGACCUGGAGGGCUCUGAACAGGCUAUCGUUGCGGCUUUGAAGGACAUCGACAUCCUCAUCUCUGCAAUUGCCGGGUCGCAGCAACUGGUCCAGAUCCCGCUCGCAAAAGCCGCCAAAGUCGCCGGCAUCAAACGCUUUGUGCCGUGUGCAUUUGCGACGCCAAUGCCUGUUGGAGUCCACCAGUCGAGAGAUCAGAAAGAAGAGAUCUUCAAUCUGACCAAGCGACUCCACCUGCCGUACACCAUCAUCGACGUGGGUUGGUGGCAUCAAUUCUCCUUCCCGAGGCUUCCAUCUGGAAAGAUCGACUAUGUUGUUGGAUUUCCGAACGAGACGGUCCCAGGCGACGGCAACAUUCCGACGGCCCUGACGGAUCUUAGAGAUGUUGGGAAGUACGUCGCUCGUGUCAUCAAAGACGACAGAACGCUCAACAAGACCGUCUUCGUCUAUAACGAGCUCUGGACACAGAACAGGAUCCACGACUUGCUGGAGAAGCUGUCGGGCGAGAAGAUCCCUCGCAAGUAUACGCCAGCGGAAAAAUACGAGCAGAAGGUCGAUGAUGUCAUUGCCGAACUUGAGGCAAACCCGAAGGAUCCUGUGUUGAGGGUGAAGAAGGUGUAUAACCAGUAUUGUCUGUCUGUCGGUAUCCGCGGAGAAAAUACUCCAGAGUAUGCGCAGUACCUGGGCUAUCUCGAUGGGAAGCAGCUUUACCCAGAUGUGAAGUUCACGCCGUAUGAAGACUAUCUGCAGGAGGUCGUCGACGGCAGGGCUGUGGGGAUCUACGAUGAGAUGAGGCCCUUGCUUUUCGAGGCUCUUGCAGAAGGCGAUUAG